UGCAACAUGUGACUUUUGCAGCAGUGGAAGAAUGACUGGGAAUGAUAUGUGAUGUGGUAAUUUGAUAGUUUACACACACAGAAUCUGACUAGUUUCCUGUCGUUUUUCAGGCUGAGUUAAAUCAAGCGUGUGCUGACUGUUGUUUGGCUUGCACAAAAAAAUGUUCACGACAAUUUAAAUACACCAAAAGCAUGCAAUAAUAUGGCAAAAUAAAACGAGAAGUGAAAGUAUUUCUUUAACGAUUCAUACCUUGGAACAUGUUUUUGCUCAUUAAUACACCAUCUAUGACAUUCUGAAUAUCGAUGCUCCUUUAAGUAAAAUAAAUACUGAGUCAAAACAAAAAAACACAAAAGAAAAGAUUUCAGUUGUAGAAAGGAAUCCAAAAGAAGAAGGAAAACUCCCUCCUCACACAGCUGCAUGACUACAAGGAGGAGGAGGAGGAAGAUGAGCAUAAGGUGAGGCAGGAAAAGAGGGAGGGACGGGGGACAGUCUUACCACCAGUUACAGGCACCCACACAGACUUUCCUGCAAGAAAACCUUGAUCACUCUCACACAACCAGCCUGCACUUCAGAUCGCCUGCCAGUCAGAGUGGAUUGGGUUUUUAGCCAAACAGAUUAUGGCUUCUUCUGCAUGGAUGCUGGCUGUGUGUGUGGCAGCGCUGACAGUGACAGUUGUUGGUGCAGCUGCAAACAAACAGGCUGAGAGGAAUUGCUCUUUGACUCCCCCGUAUCUCCCCAGCACAGCAGUAAAUACCUCUCUCCAGCUGCAGCAGCUACGAGUACAAAUGCAAUCUUCCAACAUCUCUGCCUACAUUAUUCCCGGCACUGAUGCCCACAUGAGUGAGUACAUUGCAUUGCGGGACGCCAGGUUGGCCUUCAUGACGGGUUUUACGGGCUCUGCAGGAACAGCCGUGGUGACUCAGAGCAAGGCUGUUUUGUGGACCGACAGCCGUUACUGGGUUCAGGCGGAAAGACAGAUGGACUGCAACUGGGAGCUGGAAAAAGAUGCCUCCAUCAGCAGUGUGGCAGACUGGCUCAUGUCGGAGUUGCCACUAGGAAGCUCUGUCAGCUUUGACCCCUUCCUCUUCUCUCUCGAGACGUUUCAAAACUACGCCUCCGAUCUGGAGUCAAGCGGUCUCCGCCUUAACCCCAUCACUACUAACCUGGUGGACACAGUGUGGAAGGACAGGCCUCCCCUCUCAGCUGAAAGCCUCAUCCGCCUGCCUGACAGAGUCAUAAACAGAUCCUGGCAGAUGAAGGUGCAGGAAAUCCGUAAUUUGAUGAUGGAGAACCUGAACAGCCCAACAGCUCUUCUGCUUUCAGCUCUGGAUGAAACAGCCUGGCUCUUUAAUCUGCGUGGCAACGACAUUCCCUACAACCCCUUCUUCUACUCUUACACUCUGCUCACACAGAAUGAAAUCUGGCUUUUUGUCCACACUGAGCGGGUGACCAAGGAUUUGGAGGAGUACCUGGAGGCCCAUUGUAGCGAUCCUCUCUGUGUGCAGCUGAAGCCUUAUGACUCUGUCCUUCAGGAACUGAGUAAAUACGUACUCCAGCCUGAUAUUAGAGUCUGGAUUGGUACAGAAUACACAAAUUAUGCACUAUUUCAGCUCAUACCACAGGCAAAGUUGAUCACAUCUACAUACUCUCCUGUGCUGACAUCUAAAGCCGUGAAAGACGAGACGGAAGAGCAAGUCCUGAGGGAUGCUCACGUGAGAGAUGCAGUAGCUGUAAUCCAGCUGCUGAUGUGGCUGGAAAACGUUGUGCCUCAGGGAAACGAGACUGAGCUGAGCGCUGCGGAGUAUGUCAACAAAUGUCGCAGCAAACAGAAGGACAACAGAGGUCCAAGUUUUGAAACAAUCUCUGCUAGCGGACCCAAUGCUGCGCUCGCACACUACAGCGCUUCAGUAGAAACCAACAGGAGGCUGACAGUUGAUGAGAUGUACCUGGUUGACUCUGGAGGCCAGUACCUAGAUGGAACCACUGACAUCACUCGAACAGUCCACUGGGGGACUCCCACACAAAUGCAAAAGGAGGCCUUUACUCGAGUCCUCAUGGGAAACAUUGAGAUUUCUCGAACUGUUUUUCCUUCAGGAACAAGAGGCGUGAACUUAGAGAUGCUGGGUCGCCGAGCACUCUGGGAGGUGGGCCUAAACUAUGGCCACGGCACCGGUCACGGAGUUGGAAACUAUUUUGGAGUUCACGAAUGGCCAGUUGGCUUUCAGACCAAUAAUAUUCCCUUCAGAGCUGGCAUGUUUACAUCCAUAGGUGAACCUGGUUAUUACAAGGAAAAUGAUUUUGGGAUCAGGAUUGAGGACAUUGCUGUGACAGUACCAGCUCAAACUAAGUAUGGCAACAACUACCUAACCUUUGACACGGUGUCGUUGGUUCCUUACGACAGGAAGCUUAUAGACAUCUCUCUCCUCAGCACAGAACAGCGUAAGUGGUUGAACAAAUACUACGAGACAAUCCGACGGCUGGUGGGUCCUGAGCUGGACAAACAGGGGCUGCACGAGGAGAACAACUGGAUGUUAAAAAACACUGAAGCCUUUCCUGAGCUUGGAUCUUCAGCCUCCAUCUGUUCUUCCUCCCUGACCCUCAUUGCUCUGGCUGCCACUCUGCUCCACAGUGUCUCCUGAGCAUCUACCUGCUGCGGCAGUCUCACACAUGAAACCUAUGCAGUCUUCACUGAGCAGCUAUAAGCUACCAGGAUGACAGAUGCACAGCAGUGUACUGUUUAUUUGUUUUAAUGUAAGAUAUUUGAUUGUGUGUAAUUGUUGUUGAAAGUUUGGAUUUAUCUUUUAAUGUGAUUUUUGGAUGUGGUGAGUUUUUAAACUGGACAUUUGUAUGACCAGCUAACAUGAUCUCUAUUUUAUUAAAGACACUUUUCAUGCA
Messenger RNA from Oryzias melastigma (Indian medaka), 2895 nucleotides. RefSeq names its product X-prolyl aminopeptidase (aminopeptidase P) 2, membrane-bound (gene xpnpep2). The coding region runs from base 618 to 2639 and encodes 673 amino acids. The transcript has 21 exons. The record is from RefSeq and is a predicted model, not a curated record. NCBI's taxonomy places the organism in Eukaryota, Metazoa, Chordata, Actinopteri, Beloniformes, Adrianichthyidae. Gene Ontology annotation, molecular function: metalloaminopeptidase activity.